Messenger RNA from Blastomyces dermatitidis ER-3, 1701 nucleotides. RefSeq lists its product as uncharacterized. Lineage: Eukaryota; Fungi; Ascomycota; Eurotiomycetes; Onygenales; Ajellomycetaceae. The record is from RefSeq and is a predicted model, not a curated record. Gene Ontology annotation, cellular component: nucleus. The transcript is spliced from 3 exons. Gene Ontology annotation, biological process: DNA repair. The coding region runs from base 257 to 1288 and encodes 343 amino acids.
AAGGAAGCAACGACCCAAAUAGGUCAAAUGCACACCAAUAAUUAGCAUAUUUACGCAGUACACGCCAUAUGUCAUCGUGCCCGCGCGUGUUGCAUAUCAAGUUGAUAUUCAUGACCCUAAUAAAAACCGCUUGAAAUCAAUAUGCUUCUAUACUCAAAUUAAUUGAACUACCACUAUUUUAUUCUAAUAAUAACGAGGCUAGCUGCAUAGUGUCUAAAAAAACCACCAUCUAAAGAACCCGCUUCGUGUGAAAAAGAUGCCUGUCGUGCGCAACCGCCGUCGCGCUCCCGAUGAUGAAGAUGAAGCGGAGAUGAACUCAGACGCCUCAUCCGAACCCCAGCAAGCUCCCUCCCAACGAUCCAGACAACAACAAAAACGACAGCGGCGCCAGACCUCUGAUUCCGAUUCGGAUGCCUCUUCAGAUGGCCGGUCAACGCCGGAGAUGUUUACCCAAUUCCACAGAGCCACUGACGUGAUGGUCAAGAAGCUGGUGCGGCUCGCGCUUGCAAGCGAGUAUUCGCGGCAGGUGAUCCGGCGGACUGAUAUCAGGGAUAAAGUCCUGGGUGAGCAAGGAGCGAGGCAGUUUAGGAUGGUUUUUGAAAAGGCGCAGACGGAGUUGAUAGAGAGAUUCGGCAUGCAGAUGGUAGAGCAGCCAUUGAGGGAGAAGGUGACGAUAAGUCAGAGGAGAGCCGCCCAACGCACCGAACGACCUGCCACAACCUCCAAAACCUGGACGGUCGUAACCACCCUUCCCCCUGCCUAUCGCACCCCAACCAUCCUCCCACCCUCACGUGCACCCUCCUCCACAACCGAAAGCACUUACACCGCCAUCUACACCUUCAUAAUAUCCACCAUCCUCCUCUCUGGCGGCUCCAUCCGCGAACAGAAACUCGACCGCCUCCUCCGCCGCGUCAACGCUGAUAACUUCACACCCAUCGACCGCACGGACAGGUUACUCGCACGCCUAUGUAAAGAAGGCUAUAUCGUGCGUAACCGGGAAAUGGAUGGCGGGGAGGAGAUUGUGGAGUAUCUUGUGGGGCCUAGGGGGAAGGUUGAGGUGGGGGUUGUGGGCGUGUCGGGGUUGGCAAGGGAGGUUUAUGGGUUCGGCGAGAGAGGGGGUUCAAAUGUGAAUGGGGGUGAGGGUGAGGGUGUGCCUGCUAAGAGGCAAGAGGAGGUAGAGGCGUUUGAGAAGAGGUUGAAGAGGAGUUUGGGGAUAACAGAACCGUUGCAUUUUGGGAGGGAGGAGGGUGAUGGCGAUGGCGAUGGCGAUGGCGAUGGGGAGGAGUGAGGCUUGGUAACUUGUCGGUUUCUGCUAUAUGCUCCUUUUUCUCUCCUUUUUUCGUUUCCCUCUUCUCUACUAUGUUUUUAGUAAGUAAUGACUUUUGCACUUCCCAGCCUCCUCCAUACACCUUGGUCUAGGGGAGCUUUUGAUUUCGAUGCGAAUACCUUUUAGCACUUGCCGUUUUACAUAUGACGUGUAUAUGGUAUCUGUUUUUAAUGGUGAAAAUAAUUCUAUUUAUUUGUUGUAUAUCUCUCCAACCUAUUCCCUCCAUAUUGCCCUUCGAAUAAAGGAAAUGAAAACAAGAUGAAGAAAGGAAGAACGGCAGCCACGACUGGUUAGGAAAUUGACAUUUUUCCGCUGAGGAACGAGAUACAUAUAUAUACUCCCGCUAACCUUAAACAACAAUGGUAAGAGACCCC